AUGUGCUACAUAUGCAGUUGCUUUGUGUACGCUAUAGACUUCAUACAAAGGUUAAUCACCUGUUGUGUAUUGUGCCUACUUGGGUACGCGGUGUGCUUCGGCCUCACGAUCGCCAUCAUUGCAGGCAUCGCCUACGGAUAUAAUUACUCCUUGGCUGAGUUUUUGACAUUCACACGCUCCGAUGUGACGGUGUACAUGCGGCGCGGUCAGUUCUACGACAAGCCCGACUUGCCACUGGUACGGAGAAGGUCAGGUGGUGGCGAAGAAGCUGUAUUCUCUGGUAACCGAUCUUUAGACUAUGAAGAGUCUGGCAGUCAAGGUCAACCUCUAGCGGAUACAUGGCUGCAGUCACAGGAUACUAGAAAGUACGCUGAGAAGCUGACCAAAUACUCUCCUGCGAGGCGAAUGGAGAAGUUUGUAGAACGACCCCAAGAUCCUGUGCCAUCUAAACCACAAGUUAUUUCAAUAUUUCCCAGUCCAUUACUUGCAACGGUAUCAUGGCAGAGUGGAUCUUCAGAAAUAAUAAUGAGAAGUUAUAGACCACUACAAGACAUAAGUCCGGCAGAAGAUGUAACAAGAACACCAGAAAAUAUGUUUUUUACCACAGAAAUACCAAUUAAAUCAUUAGGAUUUCUCGGUGGCCAACAUAAGCCAAAAAGUUUACCAGAAAGUAUAGUGCACUCAGAAACUCUUGAAAGCAGUAAUAUACCAAUGCGUGUGUGGACUACAACUGCAGCAACUCGGCGUGUUGUACCCGAUUAUAUUACAGAAGAAGUGGAUGAAGAUAAUAUUGUGUACAAACCAGUAUGA
This is a messenger RNA of Arctia plantaginis, 810 nucleotides long. Lineage: Eukaryota; Metazoa; Arthropoda; Insecta; Lepidoptera; Erebidae. The record is from the annotation of a GenBank genome assembly.